Molecule: messenger RNA, 4452 nt
Organism: Penicillium macrosclerotiorum
Lineage: Eukaryota; Fungi; Ascomycota; Eurotiomycetes; Eurotiales; Aspergillaceae
Product: putative cell polarity protein (Tea1)
Exons: 4
Coding region: 1-4452 (1483 amino acids)
Biological process (GO): regulation of cell shape
Molecular function (GO): protein binding
Source: RefSeq, a predicted model, not a curated record
AUGGCCUUUUUGUUCAAAUCCAAGAAAACUCAACAGGGGACGGCGCUUCCUCCGGCGACGAGGAACGUUCACACCUCCGAAGGUGCUCCGUCGUCCGGCACACCUGCCCUGACGAACGGGGCCAAGGAGGGCAACGCUUUCGCGCAGACGCCCACCCCCAGCAGUAGCUACAACAACUCCCUCAAUUCCGCAACCAGUCCGACUAGCUCGGACCCGGUCAGAAUGCGCCAACGAGCCGAAUCAGAAACACAGGCUCCACGACCGCAACAGACUCCCAAUGGCGUAUCGCCGAACAGCCCGAAUUCCUCCCUCUAUCCAUGGUCUCAGCGUCGCCUGAAUUUCUCGUCGCCCCAAACGAACCCAUUUCCUCGAUAUGGCGCGGCCGUCAAUGCUGUUGCAUCCAAAGAGGGAGACAUCUACAUGAUGGGUGGCCUGAUUGACGGGUCGACCGUCAAAGGCGAUCUGUGGAUGAUCGAGAGUAGCGGUGGUAGCCUCUCCUGCUUUCAGAUUGCAACGGUUUCGGAAGGCCCUGGUCCCCGAGUCGGCCACGCGAGCUUGCUCGUCGGCAAUGCCUUCAUUGUGUUUGGCGGCGAUACUAAAAUCAACGACACCGAUGCCCUGGAUGACACCUUAUAUCUUUUGAACACAUCUUCUCGCCAAUGGUCUCGCGCAAUCCCUCCCGGUCCCCGUCCCGCUGGUCGUUACGGUCACUCAUUGAGUAUUUUGGGUUCCAAGCUCUAUGUGUUCGGUGGACAGGUGGAAGGCUUUUUCUUCAAUGACUUGGUCGCCUUCGACUUGAAUCAGUUACAGAAUCCCGCCAACAAAUGGGAACUGCUCGUCCAAAAUAGCCAUGAGGGAGGACCACCAGAGGGCCAAAUCCCCCCGGCACGAACGAACCAUUCUAUCGUCGGCUACAAUGAUAAAUUAUACCUAUUCGGAGGAACAAAUGGCGUGAAAUGGUUCAAUGAUGUUUGGUCCUAUGAUCCUCGUGCUAACACCUGGACUGAAUUGGACUGUGUUGGAUUUAUCCCGACUCCGCGAGAGGGCCACGCCGCGGCUCUUGUGAAUGAUGUGAUGUAUGUGUUUGGUGGUCGCACUGACGAGGGCGUGGACUUGGGUGACUUGUCUGCCUUCCGUAUCUCCACCCGUCGCUGGUACUCCUUUCAGAAUAUGGGCCCGGCACCCUCUCCACGGUCUGGACACAGCAUGACAGCAUUUGGCAAGCAGAUCAUUGUGAUAGCAGGUGAACCCAGCUCGGCUCCGAGAGACCCGGCCGAGCUCAGCAUGGCCUAUAUUCUCGACACAUCCAAGAUCCGAUACCCCAACGAUUCCCAGUCAAGUGAGCGUGGUGCCGUGCCAUCUGGUCGAAAGGUGAGCGUCGAAAAGCAAGGACCAGCCUCGGGACGUACCUCUCGCGAGGCUCAAAAUGCGACACCAGACCAACAAAUGCGUCGUGGUCCCACCCCAUCUCGUGAGAGCUUAAUCCAAACUUCUGGUUCCAACCCCAACCUGGGUCCAGGAUCUCGUCUUCCUCGAGCCUCGAUUGCCCAAGCGCCUUCCGGGCCCCCGCCCCCUGGCCAGGCCCCUUCGCCAGGCCCCCGAACUAACGGGGCUCAACCCGGAAUGAAUCCUCGCAGCAAAACACCCACCAAGAAUGAGCGUGGAUUCACUCCGACGGUAGAUAUUCGCGCUGCCAAUGCAGAGCGGGGUGCGGAAUCCCCUGUUGCUAAGGAUGCUACGGAUGGCUCGGGAUCUUCGGGUCAACGAACUCCAACGCAGCAGCAAGCACCGAAGAUAUCUGCCAAAGCGAUGGAGGCUGGAGAGGCGGCCCCUCUUAUGACACCUGCCCGCCAAAGAUCCUUGCGCCAACAUCGGCAGCGUGGCUCAAUGGAUAGCGCAGAAGAGUCAGUGCUUGGCCGGCAAGCUGGCAGCAUCGAUGGCUCUAUCGAGUCUCGAAGCUUCCGCAACUCUCGAAGCUUAGGCGACGAGCCCCGCUCGCCACGAUUGACCCCCCACCAGGAGGCCUUGAUCAAGGAGCUGGAGGCUGCAAAGGCUCGCAAUGCCUGGUAUGCUUCCGAACUGUCACUGGCAAAGAAGGGCGGCUAUGUCCCCAACGCGUCUAGCAGCCCUGCCCUAGACGAGCGUGUUCACGAGUCUCUCAAUGAAGAAGACCGCACGCUUGUCGAGGCAUUUUUGGCCAUGCGCGCUGAAUUGACUAAGAUGCAAGCCACCGUGGAUCGCCAGGCAGCAAUUGCCUCUAAGCGCAUCGCGGAAGUCGAGCACCAGCGUGAUGUGGCUGUCAGUGAGGCAGCUUACUCGCGAGCUAGACUCGCCGCCCACGGUGGAAGUCAGCGCGGAACUCCUCAACCAGAGGGUUCUCGCGAGGGAGAAGAUGAACGGCCGACUGACAUGGGCCGUCGUCUUGCAUUGGCUCUGGCGUCUCAGUCGGAACUGAAGGCUAAGCUUGAUAUGCUGACAACCGACCUCCAGCAGGAGAAGCAGGCGAAAGAGCUGGCCGAAGACACCAAUGAAGCCACUCGCAAACGUCUUGCUGAGCUGGAAAUGUCAAACAAUGCGCUUGAGGCGGAGAAUCUGCGUGCUGAACUACACCGUGCUGAAGCUUCCGCCAGAGAAGAGGCUCUGCUUCGCUCAGAAGCUGAAGCUUCCUUGAAGCAGCUCAUCUUGGACAAGGAGGAACUCAUCAAGCAGGCGGAGGAGUCCUCGGGACGGUUGAAGGAUUUCGGUACCAACUUUGGUGGCCUACGGGAAGCUGUUGCCGCGUCAGCUGCUAAGACGACGAUUGUCGAAAAGCGGCUAGAAGAGGAGAGAGAACGCCGUGAGGGAUUGGAAAGAAAGCUUCUACAACUCCGGUCUGAGCAUGAGGAGCGUACUACUGAGCUCGAGAAUACCACUCGUCGUCUGCGUGAAGCUGAGGAGUUGGCUGAAAGCCAUGCCAAAGAAGCCGAAACUCACAAGAUGGCCUUUGUGUCUGGACUGGAGCGCGCUGUUUCUGUGGAUCUGGAUUCUUCUAUUCGAUCUCGUGCUGACCAGCGGGUCGCGGCUUUGGAGGCCCAAGUCGAGCGAUCCACCGCCCUGGCAAAGGCCAACCAGGCGGCCGCAGAUGCCGCAGCGGACAAGUUGCGACGUGCAGAGGAGCGCAUUGCAGGCCUCGAGGCUUAUCAAGAGCAGGCGAGUCGCGAAGGGCUCCAGCUGCGGAGACAGCUCCAAACUGCCAUGAAGGAAAGCCAGGCGGCCACUGCUGAAAGCAGAGACCUCAAGUCCCAGCUUGAGGCUCACCAGCGGGAGGCUGGUGCGUUGAACAUUCAGCACUCCGCCCUCAAGGACCUUCUUGGCGAGCGUGGUGUAAGCGCAGACAGCAGGCGUUCUCCUCGCCUUGAGUCGCCCGGUUCACGGUUCGGAACACCCGAGCAGAGCCGCUUGCGCGAGCUCGAGCAGCAGCUUUCGGCCAGCAUGAAGGCUCAUGAUGAUCUCAGGAGCUCAUUCGAAACCCGAGAGCAAGAAGCCGACCGUGCUUUCCGGGAAAAGCUGGAGCAGCUGGAGAACGACUAUCAAUCGGCGGUGCACUACGUGAAGGGUACCGAGAAGAUGCUGAAGCGCAUGAAGGAUGAGCUGAGUCGUUACAAGACUCAGAAUGCCAAGUUGCAGUCCGAAUUGGAAGUCUCUCAGAAGAACCUGGAGAAUGCCAGCAAUGAAUCCGAUGCCUCCGCUGAAUGGCAGGCUGAGCGCAUCUCCCUCCAGAAGUCUAUCGCGGACCUGGAACAGAGCACCUCCAAUUCGAUUAAUAUUCUUGAAGGCCAGAUCAGUCAGCUCAAGGAAGACCUCGCUGCCGCCGAAAUCGAGAAAGAGAAGUCGCUGAAUGAACAUGAGCGCAUCCGGCAAGACUUGUUCGCUGCUGCUGAACGCAGCCGCACUGAACUCGAGCAACUCAAGAAGGAGAAUGGACAUCUGGAGACCCGUGCAUCGGAUGCAGAGCAAAAGGUCAAUAUGCUGCUGGAACAGGUUGAAACUUCAGUUGGCCACUACCGGCGCCAAUCUCAACAUGGCCAGCUUCUUCCUUCCAACGGAAUCUCGCGCAGCCAUAGUAACGCAUCGAGUAACACUGUCAGCGGGCGACCCCGUGCGGACAGCAGCGUCUCCCAGGACUCUACUUCCUUCCCUGAUAACCGCGGCUCUAUGGCUCUGGACUCCCUCGCCAACGAGCUCGAGGCUCUCCGUAACCACUGGGAAAGCACCAACCGCAACUAUCGCCUCAGCAGCCAAAUGGAUCUCGAGCGCACACCUACCAAGGAGAAUAGCGAUGGCCCUGCGAUGAUGAGCGAUAGCCUCGCCGAGUGGAGGCGGCGGUUGGACGAGGAAGAGCGGGCGGUCGGUAAACUCAAGCCUAUGAGUGCUGGCAAUGGUCACUCCGAGGGCACAUCGAAUGUGAUCUAA